AUGCCGCCUAAUCCCGACUUUCGUUUACCCACACACGCCCGACGCUCCACCGGGGGCACAAAACUCGGGAGCAUCCACCUCAGGCGGGGGCAGAAGAGCGGCUCGUACCAGGGCAUCAUCCCGUUCGAGCGGACCGCUGUUGUGGUCAUCGCCAUUCUUUUCUCGCUUCUGUUUAUCGUUUCCAUUUCGCUCGCGUUCGUCGGUGCGGCCGAGGAGGAGUCGUACUUCAAGCCCAUCCUGGAUGAAGUGGUCGCUUCCAGUCCUGGAAUUGUCUUGCUAGGGGAAGAUGUCGAUGUCGAUGUGGACGAACCUAGUGUUGGCGUACGAUGGUCAAUCAUCGGCUGUGGUGAAGGUAACUUCUUGAAUGGCUCAGAAGGAAUGCAUGGAGUAUUGCAAUGCGGAGUACCCGCUAUUCCCCUGGAUAUUUACGUCGACGGAGCUGAAGAUGCAGCCGUCAAAUAUGACCCGGAUUAUCUUCCUUGGGUGGGUAGCACCGGACAGCGGCGCAUCAUCCAGAACUUGUACCAAUUCGACAGCGACCACGUACUCGAUGUCCAUGAAGCCCGUCUCUUCCCCUUCGACAACUACUUCCUCACGAGCACACUCCGAGCUGUUAACAAAGAUACCGGAGAGAACGUACCGAUCCAGAAACUAGCAACCAUCGAGCUAACGUCCAACUUCUACAUUGUCAGUUCCGAUGUGGAAAGCUACGUCAACAUCACCGAUGGCAGCACGACGACAGUCCCGAGCCGGGAGAUCGAUCUCAAGAUACGGAGACCGACGGAUGCGCGGACGUAUACGCUUGCGUUGUUCCAUGUCAACUGGAUGUUGGCGCAUGUCACGCUAGGACAAGUCUAUCUGGCUUGGAAGAGCCCGCAGAUACCCCUGCUCAAACGCCUACUUUCGGUCUUCGCGAUACUAUUGAUCAUACCACAACUAAGGAACACAAUGCCUGAUGCACCUGGCUUCGACGGUAUACUACUAGAUAGUAUCGGCUUCUUUCCACAGAUGAUUCUCUGCAGCAUAUCUGGCGUCGUCCUGAUGCUCAUGCUAAUCAGAAGAGAGCCUACGGAACCCAGCUCUAGUCCCCGGGAAGUGAAACCGCCUGUCCAAGAACAAGACUAUGCACAAGUGCUAUCAGUGCCCGCGACGCCUCGGACUCCUGCUCCAGAGUACUCGCGCUCCCCACCGCCCAGCCCGCUAGGAGCAUGGGGAAGACCCUUCUCGUCAUUGUUGACGCUGAAAGACGAGCUCUCUCGAAUCAAGGAGGAAGACGCCCGGUCGUCCGCUGUGGUUCCAAAGAGCAAGCACAAGUCGAGCCAUCGCCAGUCACGGACGUUCUUUGAACCGUAG
Gloeophyllum trabeum ATCC 11539 is the source of this 1353-nucleotide messenger RNA. RefSeq lists its product as uncharacterized. The transcript is spliced from 6 exons. NCBI's taxonomy places the organism in Eukaryota, Fungi, Basidiomycota, Agaricomycetes, Gloeophyllales, Gloeophyllaceae. Bases 1 to 1353 code for a protein of 450 amino acids. The record is from RefSeq and is a predicted model, not a curated record.